AUGGGACUUGGUGUGUUGGAGGUUCCCAAUGUCCCACAUGUUCCUGGUGAGUUUUUUUGUAAUAGAUGCAAGGUAUAUGCUUAUUAUCGUCUAGGUUCCUCCUAUAUUUUAGAAGAGAACCACUCAGAUAGUGCCGCCUCAAGCCUCAAGCAUGAUCUUUCAGGCUCAGCUCCCACCGUCCUCGUUCCUCAGCCAAGUGACGACCCCAAUGAUCCAUUGAAUUGGCCAUUAUGGAGGCGCGAUGUCAUCCUAGCUGCCCUCUCCUUCGUUGCAGUGCUCUGCUCAACGACUAGCUCCCUUAUGGCUGCCAACACCGUGACAAUUGCCCUCUACUACGGGAAAGACUUCACCUCUGUCGCUCUUCUCACUGGAUACCACCUCUGCGGUGUGGGGGUUGCGGGGAUCUUGAUCGUCCCAACAGCACGGGUAUGGGGCAAACGUCAUCUGUUUGUCCUGGGGAAUAUCUUGAUGGUGGUUAGCUGUGCUUGGGCAGGGGGGAGUGGCUCGAACUAUUCCAGCCUUUUAUGGGCUCGCAUCUUUCAGGGUGUCGCAUUGGCUCCCUUUGAAGCUCUGGUGAAUGCAUGUGUCGGUGACCUAUUCUUCGUCCACGAACGUGGAAAGAGAAUGGCGCUUUCGAACGUCGCUCUGUUUGGAGCUGCCUUUUUGACGCCGGUUUUGGCUGGCAAGAUAACGCACAGUCUAAGUUGGGAGUGGACUUUCUACCUCGUGGCCAUUUUCACAGCGGCAGCUCUGCCGUUGACGUUCUUUCUUAUCCCCGAGACGGCAUUCAGACGUCCAGAAUACUUGAACACUGAUUUCGAAAGUGACUCCACACGUCAAAGUGAGAGUGUGGUUGAUUCGCAGUGGCCACUUAGGGAAACUUCCGAAGAACACCCAGUCUUUGAAGAACAGAAGCAGUCUUCGUUUAUUCAUAAUAGGGGAAGAACUGAUAAUCCCCAGGAAUCUUCCAGGAAGGACUCGUACCUGAAGACACUAAGGCUCUUCAACGGGCGCAAGUCUGAUGAGAACUUCUUAAAGCUUUUUCUGAGGCCAUUUCCUUUGUUCUUCCACCCUGGAAUUCUCUGGGCUUGCUUGAUCCAAGGUGUUCUCAUCGGCUGGACUGUCUUUAUUGGAGUUGUCCUGGCUGCCAUCUUCUUGGGGCCACCCCUAUGGUUCAAUGAAGUUCAAACUGGAUACCUUUACACUGGCGCCUUUAUCGGCUCCAUUUUGGGCUUGAUCUUUUCAGGUCUACUGUCCGAUUCGAUCAACAAGGUGAUGAUCAAGCUCAACAAAGGAAAGUACGAGCCCGAGUUCCGCAUCCUUCUCGUCGCCUUCCAAUUGAUAUUCAGUGGAGCUGGAUUGUACGGGUUUGGUAUUGUGGCCAACGAUGUUGCGAGAUAUGGAUGGCUUGUGGUAGACGUUUUCAUUGCGUUUGUGAUUAUCGGGAUGGUCAUGGGCGCAGUUUCCAGCUCGCUAUAUAUUGUGGAUGCACACCGUCAAAUUGCCAUCGAAGCGUUCACAUGCCUGCUCAUAUUUAAAAAUAUGUUCAGCUUUGUUUUGACGUUUUACGCAUAUGACUGGCUUGUGUCGAACGGGAUCAAGCCUGCAUUUAUGGCAAUAGCCAGCAUCCAAAUGGGCCUUUGUCUCUUGAGCAUUCCUAUGUAUGUUUGGGGGAAAUGGAAUCGCUUUUUCUUCAACCGUUGGGACAUUUUGAAAAUACUGCAUCUCUGGUGA
Molecule: messenger RNA, 1734 nt
Organism: Aspergillus wentii DTO 134E9
Lineage: Eukaryota; Fungi; Ascomycota; Eurotiomycetes; Eurotiales; Aspergillaceae
Product: putative MFS transporter
Exons: 6
Coding region: 1-1734 (577 amino acids)
Biological process (GO): transmembrane transport
Molecular function (GO): transmembrane transporter activity
Source: RefSeq, a predicted model, not a curated record